AGCAAUCGAUCACAAGUUGGUCGUCUUCAUCAAAUUKACUCUAAAAUUUCCCUUUUCUUCGUUGCUAUUUUGAAUUUAAGAUGCCUAAAGCUUCAAAGAAGAGUGCAAGAAGAUCUUUAGAUUCGGAUGAGGAGGAUGCCCCUUCACAAUCACAGUCACAACGCAAAGGAAAAGGACCUACAAAGAAAAGAGCCAAAGAUAACGACGAUUCAUCACAAGCUUCUCCAAAAACACAAGAUAAGCUGUCUGGUGAUGAACUAGAGAGAAAGGUUUCUGAGACAGUACGAUAUUUGUUGUUCAGUGACAGAAGGAAGGUUCCUAUCAAAAGGGCUGAUAUAUCAAAGAAUGUAUUGAAGGAAUACCCAAGAUCAUUCCCACAGGUUAUGGACCUUGCUAAGAAAAAAAUGCAAAAGGUAUUUGGUAUUAUAGUAGAAGAAAUUGAACUCACAGGAAAGGCAAAGGCUUAUAUCUUGGUUGAUGGCUUGGAGUGUGAGAAAAAGAAUGAUUUACUUGAAUGGGGAGAUGAAUCACACAGGAUGGGACUGCUAAUGGUGAUAUUAAGUCUUAUAUUCAUGUCAGAGAAUGUGAUAUCAGAAGCUCAACUUUGGCACACAUUAAAGAAAUUAGGCUUACAACAAAAAUCAGAACAUCCAGUAUUCGGCGAUCCAGAGAAACUCUUAUCUCAAGAAUUCGUCAGACAGGGUUAUAUUGAGAAAAAGAAAAUAGUCGGAGAUGAAACAUCGUUUGAGUACAGAUGGGGAGCCAGAGCUUUCAAAGAAACGUCCAAGAUGCAAGUGUUGGAGUUUGUAGCAAAAAUUUAUGGUACUGAAACAUCAGUCUGGACAGCACAAAUGAGGGAGAUUCAACAAGAGCAAGAAGAAGCUACUCAAGAUGAAUGAUGUUUUCUUAUUUUGAACGAUAUUUUUAUUGUUGCUGUUGUUGUGCUUCGCGUUGAUUGUACAUGUAAAUGUAUAGGAUAGUUCUGUUACUUAUACUGCAUGUUACGUUUUUCCUCAUGUACAGUGUAAUCAUUUACGUUCUUAGCGUGACUGGUGCGUUUCUGGGUGCUGGAUCACUUGUGGAAUCCUAAAGGCUUGUUCACACUGCAAUUUUUAUGGCGGUUUUCAAAAAAAUAGUAUAUUUUGUCUUAUCAUUGUGAAGAGACAUUUAGUGGGCUCAUCUCAGUGUACUGCAUAAAACUUAACAAAUUAUUCAUUAACAAUAUUCUCUAGAAUCAAUCAAUCAUGUCCGCAAGAUUCACAAUGAAGUUGUCUUUCUAAGUUUGCAGUACUCGGAUGCUUAGACUAGAGCUAAGUCAUUAGUCUCCUCUCUCAGCCGUUAGGACGUUCGCUCCCAGGGCAGUGACCUGGGAACGA
Molecule: messenger RNA, 1376 nt
Organism: Exaiptasia diaphana
Lineage: Eukaryota; Metazoa; Cnidaria; Anthozoa; Actiniaria; Aiptasiidae
Product: non-structural maintenance of chromosomes element 3 homolog
Exons: 11
Coding region: 81-899 (272 amino acids)
Cellular component (GO): nucleus
Source: RefSeq, a predicted model, not a curated record